This is a messenger RNA of Triticum aestivum (bread wheat), 2089 nucleotides long. Its product is annotated as ubiquitin-like-specific protease 1A. The record is from RefSeq and is a predicted model, not a curated record. The coding region runs from base 1040 to 2089 and encodes 349 amino acids. Gene Ontology annotation, molecular function: deSUMOylase activity. The transcript has 6 exons. Gene Ontology annotation, biological process: proteolysis; protein desumoylation. Lineage: Eukaryota; Viridiplantae; Streptophyta; Magnoliopsida; Poales; Poaceae. Gene Ontology annotation, cellular component: nucleus.
CCAUUGCCUACACAAGCUAAUGAGCAAGAAAGAUGGACAUCUGACACUGCUUGUAGAUGUUGUGAAGGUACUCCUGGACCAUGAUCAAUCCCUUGGGAAAAUGUUUGGCCAAUCAAAAUGUGACUCCUCUGAUAACUGAGGCGAUUAGAGGCCACCAUGAUGUAGCGAACCUUCUGCUGGAGCAAGAUUCUGGAUUGCUUAAACUAUGAAAGGCAAACGGAACAACAAUUUUUAUUUUCCUGGUACAGGGAAUCUCCAGGCACGACAAAGUAUGUAUUUACAUCAGAAAAAUUCCUUAGCUUUUGCAGAAACAUGAUUUUGGUUUAAUUAUUUAUUAGCACUACCCCAGUUACAUUGGAUUUGUAUGCACACUUCUCAAAGUAAGGUAGCAUGGUCCAUUUUUGUAGGGUCGUAUUUGGUAACCGUAACUUACCACAAUACCAAUUCUAAGUUUAUUGUUUAAUUCAACAUUUCUAUUAGCAAUUAGUUUUGCUUAUUUCACCUCACUGCAUUAAACUCCACCAGUUUGAAUUUCUUAAUUCUACAGACCCUACUUAUGACAUUGUGUGUUCCUCCACUUCUGGCCUCCUCCAUUACCAGUGACUAACACUACGAUACAUAUGCAAAUAAUGUAAGUUCGCAAGCUGCAAUCCAAAUUAUAGUCAUGGUGAGAACUGAGAACUGUAUUCCUUCUAAUUUGGGGAAAAGGUAGUUCGUCAAUUUGCUUAAAAUUUACAAGAACUGAGUAGUUGUCACCCGCUUGCAUAAAAUAGACAGUCUAAUUUACGAUAUGCAUCAGUUUUUUGUCAUGCAUUUUAAUUUGGUUAGAAAAUUCGCAUGUAGUUCUAAAUUAACUCAUUCUGGGAGCUAGCCAAUGGAUAUUUCCUUUGGCGACUGUCAGUUUUAAUUUGAGCAAUAUUCAACCGACCCAUCUUUUGCAACGGUAGACACGAAUGACUUUCCAGCAGUUACUUCAACCCCCAAGAAUAUAAAUGCAGUGUUAGACGGGUCUAGCGCCGAUAAAUCUGAGGAGAUUAGUAUGGAUAGUCUGAACACACGUAUUAAAAAAGCGAAAGAAAGUGGCACUAAGGAGAAUGAUGGGAAUGCGAAAGAAAGUGGCACUAAGGAGAAUGAUGGGAAUGCGAAAGAAAGUGGCACUAAGGAGAAUGAUGGGAAACGCAAGAGAAAAAAGUCAAAGUACGUUCUUUCACCCUUCCAGCAGAUCGGUGGACGUAAACGUCCAAAGAAAAGUUUGUUUGGUAUAAGAGACGUUCUGAUUAAUACCGAUUACAUUACUGAGGAUCACAUAGAGGCCGCGAAGGUUUAUAUCAAGACACUAUCAGACUCGGCGAAGCUUAGUAGGAAAACUGUCGUGCACAUGACAGGAAUUGCUGGGGAAACAUGUACACCUGAUAUGCUUCAAGCCAUCAUUGCGAAAAAAUGGUUGCAUGGUGCUGUCAUCAAUAGUUAUUGCAACCAUAUGCAGACCCAUAAUCCUCGUCCUGACCGUCACAUUUUAUCAUCUUGGGUGUCACACUGGCUUAUUCUUCGUGCUGAAGGAAAGGUUAAGAACUCUAAGCACCAUUUUAUGGAGCAUUUCACAAACCAAACUAAAAUGGUGUCUAGAGUUAAUGAGGAGUAUUUCAUUAGAGAUAAGGCAUACUUUCCUUUUCAUGUGGAAGAAAAACACUGGAUAACAUUUCUCAUGCACAACAAGAAAAAAGAGUUUCAAGUUUUAAAUUCUACUGGUAAAUGCAGCAAGGCAGUUCUUAAAAAAAUAAGGCAGCUGAGGGCAGAAAUAGCUAAAGAUACGUUGGAGGUGAACUCCCUUGUACAACUGGAACAUCCAGACGUAUCUUCGUGGCCAAUAAAUGAGUACGAUAUGCCGUUACAAAAGGAUGGAGUUUCUUGUGGUCUGUUUGUGGUGAAAUGCAUUCAAAACUGGAACGGAGAUGAAUGGAUAUUUGACUUUGAUCAACCUGAGGUCAAUGCUUCAAGGGGACGCAUUCUAGCUGAAAUACUUUUUUCAGAGUGCAACACGAUGGAAACUGUGAAAGAGAAGAUUUUGAAGAUCAUGGACAAGAAUUAG